Molecule: messenger RNA, 2180 nt
Organism: Trichogramma pretiosum
Lineage: Eukaryota; Metazoa; Arthropoda; Insecta; Hymenoptera; Trichogrammatidae
Gene: tobi
Product: myogenesis-regulating glycosidase
Exons: 4
Coding region: 125-2140 (671 amino acids)
Biological process (GO): carbohydrate metabolic process
Molecular function (GO): hydrolase activity, hydrolyzing O-glycosyl compounds
Source: RefSeq, a predicted model, not a curated record
AUAUGCUCGUCAAAUCGUCGGACGUACACGCGCGCGACUGCAGUCUCGUGGACAGAUCGGUCGAGGCGACAAUACGACAAACGAUUAUAAAGACCUCGGACGCGCCUCGAAGACAUCUUGAAAGAUGAGAGACAAGGGAGUGCAGCAGCGGGUGCUGCUGCUUUUGUUGCUCCUUGGCUUUUACGCUUAUCGAUAUGUGGAAUCGUGCGAGGUCAAAAAUCCUAAUCAGGUCUACAAGAAGAUCAAGUCCGGCACGCUCACCGUUUCCAUGAAGAGCGACAAGAUCACGUUGAAAAUUCAGAAAAACGAAAAAUCGGCAUCGGCAAAUCCAUCGUCGCUCGAGAUGGUCCUGUUCACCAAGGACCCCGCGGCCACUACUUUGGCCGGUGACUCUCGAGCCGUCUACCAGCUCAUCUCGAACUGCGAGCAGGACACGAUCUGCGUGAAGGUGCGCGACGUCGUGCACACGAAGAUCUUGGCCGCGCCCCAGGCCGACGCGGUGAAGAUCAAGCGUCUGAUGCAGAAUCCCGACGGCAGCCUGACCGACUGCAUCCGACUGGACGAGGACGCGCAGUGGGUCGGCGGGCCCCAGUGGCGCUACCAGCACUGGCCCGUCCAGCACCAGUACUACGAGGAGGAGCCCUACGUGCCCACCCACCAGAACCAGGCGGCGGUGAUCGAGCGCUACUGGCUAUCCAGUCGGGGCUUCUACAUCUACGGCAGUCCGCGGGAUCCGCUCUUCGUCGAUCAGAACAAUCUCAUCACCAAGCACCUGUGUCUGGUGGCGAAGAAUCGGGCGCCGUAUCACAGGCGCGAGCAGAUCGAGCUCGACUACGAGAUCGGCGUGUUCAGCGACGCGCGCAUGGCCCACGAGUACGUGGUGCUGGAGCAUCUGGGUAAACCCAUGGACAUACCGGACGAGCGGAUGGUGGCCGAGCCGAUCUGGUCGACCUGGGCCAGGUACAAGGUCUACGUCAACGACUCGGUGGUGCGCGAGUUCGCCAAGGAGAUACGCGACAACGGCUUCGGCAACAGCCAGCUCGAGAUCGACGACAACUGGGAGACCUGCUACGGCUCGGCCGAGUUCAACGCGACCAAGUUCCCGGACGUGCUCGGCCUGACGGACGACCUGCACAGUCAGGGCUUCCGCGUCACCCUCUGGGUGCAUCCGUUCAUCAAUCGGAACUGCGCAGCCUACGACUACGCCGUGGAGCACGACUACGCGGUGAAAAAUCUCGAGGGCUCGGUGAAGAGCGAGUGGUGGCAGGGCAACGACUCGCUCGCCAUAGACUUCACCAAUCUCGAGGCCGUCCAGUGGUGGGUGGGUCGAUUGCGCAAGAUCACGGACCUCGGCGUGGACAGCUUCAAGUUCGACGCCGGCGAGGAGACGUUCACGGCCCAGCCGGUGCCCGAUCUCCAGGGCGACGAGGACCUGCAGCCGGGCCUCUACACCAAUCAGUACGUCACGGCGCUCUGGGACAACUUUAACUCGAUGAUCGAGGUCCGAGUGGGCUGGCGCACCCAGGACCUGCCCAUCUUCGUGCGAAUGAUCGACAAGGACUCGAGGUGGACCCUCAACAACGGCCUGCCGACUCUGGUGACGACCCUGCUGCAGAUGAAUCUGCAGGGCUACGUGUUCGUGCUGCCCGACAUGAUCGGAGGCAACGGCUACGUACCCGGCGACAUCACCCUCACCGCCAAACCCUCCAAGGAGAUCUUCAUCAGGUGGCUGCAGGCCAACACCUUCAUGCCCUCGCUGCAAUUCUCGUUCGUGCCUUGGGAUUACGACGACGAGACCAUCAAGAUAUCGAAGAAAUUUACCCAGUUACACACACAAAUUGCCCCCAAAGUUAUCGAUCGAAUGAAAUUGGCCGUGCAGACCGGAGCUCCGGUAAAUCCCCCGAUCUGGUGGGUCGACCCGGAGGACCAAGAGGCCCAUAAAGUCAGCGACGAGUAUCUUCUCGGCGAGGAGGUGCUCGUGGCACCGGUGAUUCACGAGGGUUCGCUGUCUCGAGACGUCUAUUUGCCCAAGGGCAGAUGGCGAGACGGCAACGACAACAAGGAAUACAGCGGCCCGUUAUGGAUCAACGACUACGAGGCACCGAUCGACGUCUUGCCGCACUUUUACAAAAUAGCUUGAUGAUCAAAAAAAAAAAAAAAAAAAAGCUGUAGGCAGAUAA